AAUGAAGAAAUCCUUCUCUGAUUCAAGCCUUCAUACCUUAACAGUGGUUGGAUGACAUCCUCAUUACUGGUAGUGAUCCCUCUGCUGUGUCUUCUCUGAUAAAUUGCAUGAGUACCAGAUUCUCCAUUAAAGAUUUGGGUACUCUUAGCUAUUUUCUUGGCAUUGAAGCAGUUCCCACCAGUGCAGGACUCUUCCUCUCUCAACACAAGUAUGUUAAUGAUCUCCUCCAUCGUUUACGGAUGCAUGAGGCUAAGCCGGUUGCCACGCCACUUGCUACUAAUACUGGUCUGCAGCUCCUCUCUGGCACUGCUCUUUCAGAUGGUUCCGAUUACCGGCGUCUUAUUGGUUCCCUCCAGUACCUCACUCUCACUCGACCUGACCUGUCAUUUGCUGUCAACAAAUUAGCUCAGUUUAUGCAUCGACCCACAGAGCUGCAUUGGCAGGCAGCAAAACGACUUUUGCGGUACUUGCGCGGUACUCUGUUUCACGGGUUGCUUCUUCAGCCUCAAUCUUCUCUCAACUUGCAUGCUUAUUCAGAUGCGGACUGGGCUGGAGAUCGGGAUACAAUGGUUAGCACCACUGGGUAUAUAGUUUUUCUUGGUCAAAAUCCGAUCUCCUGGCGAGCUGCAAAGCAAAAAGCUGUUGCUCGAAGCUCCACCGAGGCUGAAUAUCGUGCUCUCGCUGCUACAGCCUCUGAAGUUGUCUGGAUUCGACAUUUGCUUGGUGAACUUGGGAUCUCUUGCUCUCCUUCUUCCGCCAUCUUUUGUGACAACAUUGGCGCCACCUAUCUUAGCUUAAAUCAUGUUAUGCACUCGCGCAUGAAGCAUAUAGCUAUAGACUUGCAUUUUGUUCGGGAUUUAGUUGAUCAACGUGUUCUUCAUGUCUCCCACAUUGCGUCCCAAGAUCAGCUUGCUGAUGGGCUCACAAAGCCCCUCUCUUCCAUCCGGUUUGCUCACUUACGGUCCAAGAUCGGAGUUGCAAAUGGCACCACCGUCUUGCGGGGGCGUAUUAAGGAAAGUAAAUCCCCUCCAUGAAGUCCUGGAUUGUCUCCAUGAAAUCCCAGAUUUAGAAGAUUUCGGAACUGCAAUUGUAAAAGAUUUGGAACUGUAAUUGUAAAUACUGUUUCCUAGUUGGAUUAGAUUCUGUAAUGUAUAAAUUGUACUGCUCCAUUCAGUAAUGAGACAAUGAAGAAAUCCUUCUCUGAUUC
This is a messenger RNA of Rubroshorea leprosula, 1207 nucleotides long. NCBI's taxonomy places the organism in Eukaryota, Viridiplantae, Streptophyta, Magnoliopsida, Malvales, Dipterocarpaceae. The record is from the annotation of a GenBank genome assembly.